Messenger RNA from Paramuricea clavata, 827 nucleotides. The record is from the annotation of a GenBank genome assembly. Lineage: Eukaryota; Metazoa; Cnidaria; Anthozoa; Malacalcyonacea; Plexauridae.
AUGAGGUCAAAUUCUACCCUUUGUCCCGAAAACAAUAUUUUUGCCAGGCCACAAGACCCCUCCAAAAGGACUAUUGUGGAAAAAAUAGUAAGUGCAACCAACAAGGCAGGUAACAUUUUUUUCACUUUAAUUUGAACAAAAAUCAAAUUAAACAUUAGUAGUGGCUAGCAAUUAAUUUAGAAAUAGUUCCAGUUAUUUAAAUGAACAUAUACUAUAUAUUAUGAAUUAAUUAGAAUUGUAAAUGUGAUAUUUUGGUAAAACAUGGAGAUGGUUGUUUGUGCCAAAUGGCUUCACAAAAUGGAGUGGUAAAAAGUAUUGCAAAAGUCUUUGCGGUAUAAUUUUAAAUUCAGGAUGGACCACUCUUCUUACAAUGUAUGUACGAUAAUCUGCACACACAUAAUGAAGCAUAAUCCAAUAGCAACUAAUAAAACAAUCGGACUGAAUUAAUAGUUACUGUGCAUAUGUACAAAUCACCAAUUUUAUAUAUUAAGUAAUCUUCCUAAUGUCUCAAUCCUUUGCAGGAUACACACGAGUCGUUGGACAAAGUAAUUGAAACCCAGAUCCAACCAGCUAUUGUGAUGGCCGGUGACCUGUACCAGGCUGACGUUAUGUAUGUCGUCGCUGAAGGAGCCAUUCUGGUGGAUAUCAAGUCAAGAAAGAUUGUGGAUGCCUUGGUUGCCUUGUUAGCUACGUAUUACAUGUACAAUGUAGAGCAAAAAGUGGGGAAAAAUGUGUUUUGCUUUCUGGACAUGGUAUUGAUGGGCAUUGUCCCACCAAAAUGCCCAGCAUAUGUUAAGACCCUUAUUGGUGUUCUGUCCAAUAUGUAA